UAUGAUUGUAUGCAACACCAUUUGCAGCUUUCUUGGUUAGAUUUGUAGUUUACUGAAGAUUUACCGAAGAUAUAGAUUAUAUUGACUUUUUAAAUAAAUUCAGUAAAAUUAAUUACCAUGUAUGAUGAUUAUAAUGAGUAUGAUGCAUACGAUGAUUAUGGACCACCAGAUGUUCAUAAUGAUCAAUAUGAUAGAUUAACUUAUCGUCAAGUGCCAGAAGUUGUACGAAAUUUUCUGGUAUUUUUACGAAAUUGUAUAAAUGAAGGAAUGAUUUUUGAUAUACAAAAUUUAUACGAAACCUCAUUUCCAAAAAUUUCGGAACAAUUAUUUGAUAAGUCUUCCUGGCCAGAUGCACAAGCAAUUGCACACAUAGUUGAUAAUGAUCCAGUAUUCCUCACAUUAUAUAAAGAGCUAUAUUAUCGUCACAUUUAUGCUCGAAUGCAAGGACCAACAUUAGAACAACGUAUUGGUUCUUUUUAUAAUUACUGUGAUCUGUUUAAUUAUAUUUUACAUCCAAAUACACCUGUUCAACUAGAGUUACCUGAUCAAUGGUUGUGGGAACUUAUUGAUGAAUUUGUUUAUCAGUUUCAAUCUUUUGCACAAUAUCGUGCUAUCUUGUCAAAUAAAACACCUGAAGAAAUUGAAAAUUUAAACACACAUAAUAAGAUAUGGGAUGUACUAUGUGUUUUAAACGUUUUACAUUAUUUAGUUGACAAAUCAAAAAUCAAGAGCCAAUUAGAAGUAUAUGCAAGUGGUGGAGAUCCAGAUUCUGUAGCCGGUGUAUUUGGAAGACAUUCUUUGUAUAAAAUGCUUGGGUAUUUUUCUCUCGUAGGAUUGUUACGUUUACAUUCCCUUUUGGGAGAUUAUUACCAAGCUAUUAAAGUAUUAGAAAAUGUUGAACUUUAUAAAAAAAGUGCAUACUCUCAUGUUCCUGGUUGUCAAAUAUCAACAGCGUAUUAUGUUGGUUUUGCUUAUAUGAUGAUGCGUAGAUAUGCAGAUGCAAUAAGAACAUUUUCUGGCAUUCUAUUAUAUAUUCAAAGAACAAAGCAAUUAUUUGCAACAAGAAGCUUCCAGAAUGACCAAAUAAAUAAACAAACAGAACAAAUGUACCACUUAUUAGCAAUUUGUCUUGUUCUUCAUCCACAAUGCAUAGAUGAAGGAUUACAACAAGCAUUACGAGAUAAAAAUUAUCAUGAAAAAAUGUAUAAGAUGCAAUAUGGAGAUCUUGUUGAAUUUGAAUCAUGCUUUCUAUUUUCAUGUCCAAAAUUUUUGUCUCUUACACCACCAAAUCCUGAUAAUCCAACUGAAGAUUAUGUUCGAGAAGCAAUCAAACACCAAACACAAGUUUUUAUGGAUGAAGUUGUUCAACAAAAGAUGUUACCAACAAUUCGUUCAUAUUUAAAAUUGUAUACUACUUUACCAUUAAGUAAACUAGCUACAUUUAUGUGUAGUAAUACAAGGCCUGAUGAAAGUUGGGAUUUAGAUAAAGAAGUUAGUGCAUUAACUAUUCAUUUACUGUGUUUUAAACAUAAAAUGAAAAAUAUUGUAUGGACAAAAGGUGCAUCAGGUUUAGAUGGCAAAUUUCAAUCUGGAUCUGAAUUGGAUUUUUACAUCGAUCAUGAUAUGAUUCAUAUUGCUGAUACAAAGGUAGCACACCGUUAUGGUGACUUUUUUAUUCGAAAAAUAUUAAAAUUUGAAGAAUUAAACCGCAAAUUACAUCAUAUUAAAAUUUAGUUAUCA
This is a messenger RNA of Megachile rotundata (alfalfa leafcutting bee), 1740 nucleotides long. RefSeq names its product eukaryotic translation initiation factor 3 subunit L (gene eIF3l). NCBI's taxonomy places the organism in Eukaryota, Metazoa, Arthropoda, Insecta, Hymenoptera, Megachilidae. Gene Ontology annotation, biological process: translational initiation. Gene Ontology annotation, cellular component: eukaryotic translation initiation factor 3 complex; cytoplasm. The record is from RefSeq and is a predicted model, not a curated record. Gene Ontology annotation, molecular function: protein binding; translation initiation factor activity.